AUGCGCCGUGUUUUUCCAAACGUGGCUUGCCUGUGUUUGGCAAAGUCGAAGCGUGACCUCCACUUCCCUAUCACGCCGCCACCUAUUGAAAUUGAGUACUUGGAUGAGGACCCGCUGGAGUUUGCUGUUCGUACGGAGGCCCGUAAGUGGGGAUUUGACGACAUGAGCUAUAUGCGGGAACUCGCCUUUGUACGCAUCAAUAACAAUCCGACGGUUGGGCAGUUUCGUACUAUGACCCCGGAUGAACGGCGUAAUCUGUUCUGGGGUAGUGACAGGCAGGACUUUUUCCGGCACCUCACGUUUAUGCUCACCGGCACCCCGGAGCAUCUCUACCACCGCGGAUGGUAG
Molecule: messenger RNA, 348 nt
Organism: Trypanosoma cruzi
Lineage: Eukaryota; Euglenozoa; Kinetoplastea; Trypanosomatida; Trypanosomatidae
Product: cytochrome c oxidase subunit 10, putative
Exons: 1
Coding region: 1-348 (115 amino acids)
Source: RefSeq, a predicted model, not a curated record